AUGACCCUCAAGCCGGUGAACUUCCUCAUCCACGCAGAGGAAAACGGCUCUCCCCGAGCUGAGCUGCGGUCACUCCCGCCCCCAUCGGGGCUCGGCGAGGGCGGAGGGAACCGAGCCAGUGACGUGCCUGCGCGGCUCCGGACGCGCCGCAUAAAUAGCGCCCCCGCGGCGGCUCCCGGCGCAGACACGUCGAGGGAUCCCGGCAGCCGUGCGCUUCCCGCCUCCGUGUCCCCGAGGCCGCGCCAUGCGGUGAGCGCUCCCGCCCGGCCCGACCCGACCCGACCGGACGCCCGGACCCGCCGACACCCCGGGACCCGCCGACACCCCGCCCGGUCUCUGACCGCCCCGGGCCCACCGCCGCUCAAGAUGCCCCGAGGCGGCGCCCUCCUGCUGGUCUCCCUGCUCCUCGCCGGGACCCUUCCAGCCACCCUGGGGCUCGGGUCGCCGGUGAAAGAAAAGAGGGGCUGGACUCUGAACAGCGCCGGCUACCUUCUCGGUGCACAUGCCGUUGACAACCACAGGUCAUUCCAUGAAAAGCCAAGCGCCGCUGGCAAGCGGGAGCUACCAGCUGAAGACGAAGCGAGGCCAGGAAGCUUCAACAGGCCGCUGCUCGACCAGGAUGAGAAGGCCGUUGUGCGCACGAUAAUCGAGUUUCUGACUUUCUUGCAUCUCAAAGAAGCCGGGGUCCUGGGGCCUGUGCUCCCCUCAGCCAUUUCCUCAGAAGACACAGAGCAGUCCUGAGGAGCCCCGGGGAGGUUCCUCACGGCAUGUGGAGACUUGAAGAUGAUGGGUCAUCUUAUGCCAAUUUACGUGGCGUGAACCAUUCCUGUCCUCACUGCUUUGAUGCUGUGCUCUUAUCAUUUAAGAUGUUUUCCCUUUGGUAAUUAUUUUGAGUGGCAAAAUAA
Hipposideros armiger (great roundleaf bat) is the source of this 905-nucleotide messenger RNA. RefSeq names its product galanin and GMAP prepropeptide (gene GAL). Gene Ontology annotation, molecular function: neuropeptide hormone activity; galanin receptor binding. Gene Ontology annotation, cellular component: extracellular region; secretory granule. Gene Ontology annotation, biological process: neuropeptide signaling pathway. The coding region runs from base 1 to 741 and encodes 246 amino acids. The record is from RefSeq and is a predicted model, not a curated record. The transcript is spliced from 7 exons. NCBI's taxonomy places the organism in Eukaryota, Metazoa, Chordata, Mammalia, Chiroptera, Hipposideridae.